Molecule: messenger RNA, 1349 nt
Organism: Hydra vulgaris (swiftwater hydra)
Lineage: Eukaryota; Metazoa; Cnidaria; Hydrozoa; Anthoathecata; Hydridae
Product: heme-binding protein 2
Source: RefSeq, a predicted model, not a curated record
UUUAAUUUUGAAAAUUAAACUGUUAAUUAGCAGGGAUAUAAGAUGCUUAUUAAAACUUAUAUGUUUUUUUUAUUGGUUAUCGGAGUACGCUUGGGAGAGACAGAUUUGUAUUCAAGAGAUACACUUUUUAGCCCAUUUAGUUGCCUAAUUAGGAGGCAUUAUAAAGUUUUUAUCAGGGAACAAAUACCAAAAGUUAAAAGCGAAGAACACCCUGAAUUAAGUAACAAAUUAAAAUAUCCCAAAUUUACAAUUAAGUCACAAGGCGAUGGUUAUGAAGAAAGGUGUUACGAUGAGUCAACAUGGGUGGCAACUUCAAUCCAAGCACCAUACAGACAAAACACAUUUAUAAAAGGAUUUCACACUGAAGACAAUUAUAACGAUGUUUCAUGUAAACUUCGACCACAUAUUGAAAAGAUAGCAAAAAAUACAUCUUUUAUGCCCAAUUUUGUUGUACUUAAUAAAUGUUCUGGUUAUACUGAGAAAAAUAGCCAAAAUCCAAUGUUAUGGAAAUGCCUUUUUAGUACACAGCAAAUAAUUACAUUGACGGUGACGUCUGUACAUGACCAUACUAACACUGAAGUUGUUACUCUGUAUAAUCACACUGAAUGUGACAUGUAUUGUGUGUGUCAUUCUGGAAAUCAUUGUAUGAACUAUAAAACGAAAGAAGUUCAAUGUGAUAAUGGCGACAGGUGGAACAACAAAACAUGUGACUGCGAGCCGGAUAUACCUAUGUGCGAGCAUCCUUUGAAUCAUGGAGAUAUCAAAAGCAGAAACAUUGGAAAUAAAAAUGGCCUUCUUCCAAAGAUGGUUCCAACGACAGUUUUACUUAUCGCGCUUGCUGUCGAACUCUUUAUAGUUUUUAUCGUUACUCUAAUAUUUCAAAAAGCAUUUUUCAAGUUGCUAAAACAUAUAAAAACUUGUCGUCAUAAAAGCAAAUCUAACCAAUAUAAUUUAUCAUCAAAAAAAGCUAGCAAUGGGGAUGAAGAAACUGAUGUCUUGAACGGUCAAAUUUAGUUUCUUAAACAGCAUUUUUUUAAACUGUAUAGUUCAUUCACAUUUGAUAUAGUUAUAUUUUAGGAAGUGUACCCAUAGCCAAAAUAACUCAUUUUAAGAAACUAAUGUUACUGUCAGCAAUCAAAAUCGUUUAUUGAGUAACCCGAACGGUAAUACGAAGACUAAUUUAGUAUUUCUAUACGUCCAUUAGAACUCCCUACGACAUUCUAUUGACGUCUCACGUCUGUAAUAUUUCUAAUAGACGUAAUAUGGUUACUUUGCAAAGUUUCUUUUAAAACCAUAUUACAAAAAAAAAAAAAUAUAUAUAUAUAAAAUAUAGUUGAAACUAAUUUGAA